UUUAAAAAAAAGAAAGUCAUUGUAAACUAUGUAUUGUCGACAUCUCGUGAAGUCAGAAGCGACCUUAUUCCAAGCCCUCCGACCUACAAUACCAAAUACGGAUACCUCAGCUGGGAGUCCUACUACAACAUCUCCUACUACACUCGUCUCCUCCCUCCUGUCCCUGAGGACUGUCCUCUGCCGAUGGGGACUAAAGGUAAACCGCUUCUUCCUGAUCCCAAAGUGUUGGCUGAGAGGUUUUUUAGGAGAAAGAAAUUCAGGCCGGACCCUCAGGGAACCAAUCUGAUGUUUGCCUUCAUGGCUCAACACUUCACGCACCAGUUCUUCAAGACAAACCAAGAAGUUCAGUGGGGCUUCACCAAGGCUUUAGGACACGGG
Plectropomus leopardus (leopard coralgrouper) is the source of this 378-nucleotide messenger RNA. Lineage: Eukaryota; Metazoa; Chordata; Actinopteri; Perciformes; Serranidae. The record is from RefSeq and is a predicted model, not a curated record.